This is a messenger RNA of Syzygium oleosum, 1484 nucleotides long. RefSeq names its product probable LRR receptor-like serine/threonine-protein kinase At4g29180. Gene Ontology annotation, biological process: protein phosphorylation. The transcript is spliced from 6 exons. NCBI's taxonomy places the organism in Eukaryota, Viridiplantae, Streptophyta, Magnoliopsida, Myrtales, Myrtaceae. The coding region runs from base 225 to 1094 and encodes 289 amino acids. Gene Ontology annotation, molecular function: protein kinase activity; ATP binding. The record is from RefSeq and is a predicted model, not a curated record.
AGUUUCCCCUGCAGUAACUCACCUCCAAAAGAGAUGAUGAAACCACCCUAGCUCUAACCCACAAGAAGAGGAAAUUGACAGCUCAUAAAACAUGCAUUUCUCAUGAUCAUCAUCAUCAAAUCCUUUUCCUCUGAGAAAAAGAAAUAUGUCCUGUGCAUAGACAUUUGUUCAGGUGGUGAUAGAGAACAAGAUUUGGUUUUCGAGAGCAGAGCGAAAGGAAGAACAUGGUCUUCAAAUUCGCCACCUUUGAUCCCGCUCAAGAUCCUGAUGAUUUCAACCAUGCUUUUCCUCAAUCUCCAGCAUCAUCACCAUCAGCACCACGUGACUAUACUGACAGCUGCAUCAGAGCUUUAGUCAGCCGGCUCGCUGUCGCUGAACCUAGGGAAAAGAUGCUGAAAUUAAAGGAUGGACCUUUUAAAUAUGGCGAACUUGCGAGGAUAACGGGGAACUUUGGAACGGUUCUCGUUGAAGGAGGAUCUGGAAAUGUAUAUUUUGGCACACUGGAGGAUGGCACCGAAGUUGCUGUGAAGGUCUCCUUUUGUUUUUCUAUACGAGGGUCCAGGGAAUUUCAAGCCAAGGCCAAACACUUGAGGGCUGUUCACCAUGAAAACUUGGUUUCUCUGCUUGGAUAUUGUGAUGGCACCAAAACCAAGGGGCUAAUAUAUGAAUUUAUGGAUGGUGGAAAUCUGCAACAAAACUUAACAGGCGACAUUCCAAAUUUCUUGACUAGGAGUAAGAGACUACAAAUUGCCGUCGAUGUAGCACAAGGUUUGGAUUAUCUUCAUCAUGAUUGCCACCCACCCAUCAUCCAUGGAGACUUGAGUGCUGCAAACAUCUGGUUGAAUGAGGAAAUGCAAGCUAAAUUAGCUGACUUUGGUAUCUCAGCUUUUGAACCCCGAGCUCUUGAUUCUUAUCCAACUUGUCCUCUGGGCACUCCAGGCUACUUCGACCCAGAGUUUUAUCCAUAUUCAAGGCCAGACACGAAAAGUGACGUUUAUAGUUUCGGAAUCAUACUCUUUGAGCUAAUUACAGGACAUCCAGCAGUAACUAGAGGCGCAGUGCGCAACGUGUUUUUGGAUGACUCCUAUCGUUGAAACUAAAGAAAUACAGACGAUUAUGGAUCCAAGUUUACAGGGAAAGUUCGACAUUGACUCGGCUUGGAAAGCGAUAGAGAUUGCAAAGUCUUGUACACGGCCAACUGGAGUAGAAAGGCCGGACAUAACUCAGGUACUGGCGUUACUGAGGCAAUCUUUAGCAAUAGAAUUGGCAUCUCAGUGCUGCCACUCCGAGGUAGUUAACUAACUAGAAAAUGUCAACUUUAGGUGCAAAAAUAUCUGCAGCAGUUUAGUGCUGAACUCAAGUGGUGGCUUAUGUUUUAGAGUUCAUACUUGUAUUUAAAUUUGGAUUUCCGUAAGCUAUCCUUGUCUUUGUGUUUGAUCGUGUUGAGUGGGGUUCUCAAUAGAACCCGAGCAAUAUUCCCUACU